Eruca vesicaria subsp. sativa (arugula) is the source of this 2247-nucleotide messenger RNA. The record is from the annotation of a GenBank genome assembly. Lineage: Eukaryota; Viridiplantae; Streptophyta; Magnoliopsida; Brassicales; Brassicaceae.
AUGGGUGUUGUGAAGUCAGCGCUUGGUGACAUGCUGAUGACCUUCUCCUGGGUCGUCCUCUCAGCGACGUUCGGUUUACAAACGACGGCGAUUAUCUCCGCCGCGGGUUUUCAGGGAAUCACUUGGGCUCCGUUGGCCAUCACCACGUUUCUAAUUUUCGUCUACGUCUCGACGUUCACCGUUGUGUUCGGUAGCGCGAGCUUUAACCCUACCGGAAACGCCGCGUUUUAUGCCGCCGGUAUCCCCGGAGACACGCUUUUCACCUUGGCCAUCAGAUUACCUGCUCAGGCAGCUGGUGCGGCAGGAGGUGCAUUGGCAAUCAUGGAGUUCAUACCAGAGAAGUACAAGCACAUGAUUUCUGGACCUUCUCUUCAGGUUGAUGUGCACACUGGAGCUAUUGCUGAAACCAUCUUAAGUUUCGGUAUUACCUUUGCGGUUUUGCUUAUCAUCCUCAGGGGUCCACGGAGAUUACUUGCCAAGACCUUCUUGCUCUCUCUUGCAACCAUUUGCUUCGUUGUUGCUGGCUCUAAAUACACUGGACCAGCCAUGAAUCCUGCCAUUGCGUUUGGGUGGGCAUACAUGUACAGCUCUCACAACACAUGGGACCAUUUCUAUGUCUAUUGGAUCAGUUCCUUCGUUGGAGCUUUAUCUGCUGCAUUGAAUUCCAAAAACCGCACUCGCAAAUCGCAAUCCAUCGCCGAUCUGGAUCCGUCAAAGGAUCCGCCGCAGACAUCGGCGUCCUCCGCCACCGCAACCGCCAACAAGAUCCGAUACCGUUCCCCUUCCGCCUCCGAGCUACUCGAGUCAGGACUCGCCACUUCUCCCACCUCCGACUCUCACCAGAGCCUCAUGACGGCGGCGAAGCGAGCGAUCGGGAGGCACGAGUCGCUCUCCGAUAAGAUCCAUAGGCAUCGGAGUGUCAUACUCCUGAUCUCGAUUCCGAUCGUGUUGAUCACUUUAGUGAUUCUGUUGAUGCCGGGGACGUCGGUGAUCGAGGAGUACACGUUGAGAAACAGCGAAGGAAGGGGAUUGAAGAACUACGCAGUGAUUUUCGACGCGGGGAGCUCGGGAAGCCGUGUGCAUGUUUACUGUUUUGAUCAGAAUUUGGAUCUCGUUCCGUUGGAGAAUGAGCUUGAGCUCUUCCUUCAGCUAAAACCAGGGUUGAGUGCGUAUCCUACUGAUCCUAGGCAAUCAGCAAACUCUUUGGUAUCUCUUCUUGACAAAGCAGAGGCUUCUGUUCCACAUGAGUUGCGUCCUAAGACUCCUGUUAGAGUUGGGGCAACUGCAGGUUUGAGAGCUUUGGGUCAUACAGCCUCUGAAAACAUUUUGCAAGCGGUUAGGGAGCUACUGAAAGAUAGAAGCAGGUUGAAGACUGAGGCAAAUGCAGUUACUGUUCUGGAUGGUACUCAAGAAGGUUCUUAUCAGUGGGUGACCAUCAACUACUUGCUAAAGACUUUGGGAAAGCCUUACUCAGAAACAGUUGGAGUGGUUGAUCUUGGAGGGGGCUCUGUUCAAAUGGCAUAUGCUAUAUCAGAGGAAGAUGCUGCAACUGCACCAAAACCAUUACAAGGCGAGGAUUCUUAUGUCAGAGAAAUGUAUCUCAAGGGACGGAAGUAUUUCCUCUAUGUUCACAGCUACCUACAUUACGGGUUAUUGGCUGCGCGAGCGGAAAUUCUGAAAGUCUCUGAAGGCUCUCACAACCCCUGCAUUGUGACCGGCUAUGAUGGUACUUACAAGUAUGGUGGAAAAGCGUUCAAAGCAGAAGCUUCUUCAUCUGGCGCAAGUCUAGACGAAUGCAGGCGAGUAGCUCUUAACGCACUCAAAGUCAAUGAUUCACUGUGUACACACAUGAAAUGCACAUUCGGUGGAGUAUGGAACGGUGGAGGCGGUGGUGGCCAAAAGAAUAUGUUUGUUGCAUCCUUUUUCUUUGAUAGAGCCGCUGAGGCUGGUUUUGUUGACCCGACGCAACCUGUAGCUACGGUUCAACCACUUGACUUUGAGAAAGCAGCCAUCCAAGCGUGUAGCAUGAAAAUAGGAGAAGGAAAAUCGAAGUUCCCACGUGUGGAGGAAGACAAUCUUCCUUACUUAUGCUUGGAUCUUGUUUACCAAUAUACUCUUCUCGUUGAUGGAUUCGGAUUGAAGCCAUCACAGACAAUAACGUUAGUGAAGAAAGUGAAGUAUGGAGAACACGCCGUGGAAGCUGCGUGGCCACUAGGAAGCGCCAUAGAGGCCGUAUCCUCGCCAUGA